This is a messenger RNA of Nannospalax galili (Upper Galilee mountains blind mole rat), 1440 nucleotides long. Its product is annotated as olfactory receptor 1J2-like. NCBI's taxonomy places the organism in Eukaryota, Metazoa, Chordata, Mammalia, Rodentia, Spalacidae. Gene Ontology annotation, molecular function: olfactory receptor activity; G protein-coupled receptor activity. Gene Ontology annotation, biological process: G protein-coupled receptor signaling pathway. Gene Ontology annotation, cellular component: membrane. The record is from RefSeq and is a predicted model, not a curated record. The transcript is spliced from 2 exons. Bases 1 to 1440 code for a protein of 479 amino acids.
AUGAAGAAGGAUAAUCAGAGCAGUGUGUCUGAGUUCAUUCUCCUGGGGCUCCCCAUCCAACCAGAGAAGCAAGGCAUGUACUAUGCCCUGUUCCUGGCCAUAUACCUGACCACAGUACUGGGGAACCUGCUCAUCAUCCUGCUCAUCAGGCUGAACUCUCGCCUCCACACCCCCAUGUACUUCUUCCUCAGCCACUUGGCCUUCACAGACAUCUCUUUCUCCUCUGUCACAGCUCCAAAGAUGCUCAUGAAUAUGCUGACACAGAGAAAAUCAAUCUCAUAUACUGGGUGUGUUUCGCAGGUGUAUUUUUUCUUAUUGUUUGGGGGUAUUGACAGCUUCCUUCUAACUGCAAUGGCCUAUGACAGGUAUGUGGCCAUCUGCCAUCCUCUGCACUACACCACCAUCAUGAGUCAGAGCCUCUGUUUCCUAUUGUUAAUUGUGUCCUGGGCCUUGUCCUGUGUCAGUGCCCUUGUGCACACCCUUCUCCUAAAGAACAUUAUGAGGCCUGAGAACCAGAGCAGUGUGUCUGAGUUCAUCCUCCUGGGGCUCCCCAUCCAGCCAGAGCAGCAGGGCAUCUUCUUCACACUGUUCCUGGCCAUGUACCUGACCACAGUGCUGGGGAACCUGCUCAUCAUCCUGCUCAUCAGGCUGGACUCUCGCCUCCACACCCCCAUGUACUUCUUCCUCAGCCACUUGGCCUUCACUGAUGUCUCUUUCUCAUCUGUCACUGUCCCAAAGAUGUUGAUAGACAUGCACACUAACCUCAAGUCCAUCCCCUUUGUGGGGUGCAUUUCCCAGAUGUUUUUGUUCAUAUUUUUUACUGACCUAGACAGCUUCCUGAUUGCAUCCAUGGCUUAUGAUCGAUACGUUGCCAUAUGUCACCCUCUUCACUAUACCAUCAUAAUGAAAGAAGAGCUGUGUGCCUUGCUGGUGGCAAUAUCCUGGAUCCUGUCCUGUGCUAACUCCCUCUCUCACACCCUUCUCCUGACCCGACUGUCCUUCUGUGCUGAUAGCACCAUCCCCCACUUCUUCUGUGACCCUGAUGUGCUGCUCAAGCUGUCCUGCUCAGACAUUUUCCUCAAUAAGUUGGUUAUGUUCACAGUUGGGGUGGUGGUCAUUACUCUCCCAUUUAUGUGUAUCCUGGUAUCUUAUGGCUACAUUGGGACCACCAUCCUGAGGGUACCUUCAGCCAAGGGGAUCCGCAAAGCAUUGUCCACAUGUGGGUCCCAUCUCUCUGUAGUGUCUCUAUAUUAUGGGGCCAUAUUUGGACAGUACCUUUUCCCAGCAAGAAGCAAUUCAGUCGACAAGGACAUCAUUGCAGCUAUCAUGUACACCGUGGUCACUCCCAUGUUGAAUCCUUUUAUUUAUAGCCUUAGGAACAGGGAUAUGAAAGAGGCCCUUGGGAAACUCUUCAGGAGAACAGUAGCUUUCUCCAAGUAG